AUGCAGGUGCUGAGGAGGGUGGAGGGCGGCCGGGGAAGAGCCCAGCUCCUGGCAGUGUCUCAGGACAGCAUCGUCAGGCUCAUCUCCCCCAUCAGUGGGGAGCUUCUCCUGAUCUCCUGGCCCUUCCUCCUCCUAGACAAAGCGCUCACCUACGCCUACAACCCCAGUCGCAAGGAGCUGUUUGUGGCCUGCGGCAUGCCUGAGGUCCUAGUAAUGGACCUGACCCUCUGCCCCAGCCCGGCCAAGCACCUCGUCUGUACCUCCAAGAACAAGGACCAGGACGACAGCGUGAUGUGUGUGGAGGCAGUGCUGUUGGGUGGAACAGGUCUUGGCACUGCAGAGCCUCCAUCCUGUCUGGUUUUCAGUGGUCACCUAAACGGGAUGCUCCAGUUGUUGUCUCCUCACAGAUUGCUCUGCCCGGCCAUUAAGGCCCAUGCUGGGGCCAUCCUGCAGAUGAGCAGCUUGGCCGGCCUCCGACCUCAGCUGUGCUGCUACGGCUCCGACAACCAGCUCAGUAUCUGGGAGGUGGGGUUGAGGGAGAGCCUUGUGGAGGUGACCCCCUGGGCCAGAGUCUCCUCCACCACCGGAGUGGUCUUCUUGCAUCUCUUCUCAGGCCUGGUCUUCGCCGUGACCCCCAACUACAGCCUGCUUUUCUUCUCCCUCCCCGAAGGGAGGUGCCUGAGGAUGGAGAGGAACCCCCCCAGCACUAUCUCCUGCCUGGACGGCUGCCCUUCCCUGGGGUUGGUGGCGCUGGCAGGACCCCUAGGGAUUGUGGAGGUGUGGGAGACCAGGGGCACCCAGCAGGUGGAGAUGCGUCUGGGGACGGCCAUCAGCCAGGUGUGCUUUGCCAACGCCCGCGGAGACCUCUUAGUGUGUCUUGGGGACUGCAUCUGCAUCAUUUUCGGCCAGCGCUAUCUGCCCGCCAGGCUUGUCAGGCAGGUGCUCCUCCUGGCCCCUGUGGAUGACCUCCUAGAGGACCCCACCCCUUUCCUGCCACGCUCUCAGAGCUGCUACGACCUAGCUGCCGUGCCCAGGCUGGUCCUGAUGCAUGGCGAGGCCUCACCAGAUCUAGUGCAGGUUCCAAUGGAGUACUAUGAGGUGGUGGCCGACUCGGAGCUGGACGACCCGGAGCUGAACAAUGUGGAGCUGGCAAGGCCAGGCACAGGAAGGAAAGCCAGCCUACAGGAAGUGCGGGACAAGGACAGGAUGAGAAAGUCUCAGGCACGGGUGUUGACUCUGUUAAGUGCACACAGAGAAAAGCCAAGUCCCUGGCCUUUGGCUCUGCCUUUGGUCAAAACAAUGGAAGAAGAGGAAGUGAAUCUGAAGGAUGAGUCAAUGGCGGAAGAGCCAGGAGACUAUGACUCCUCCCUGGCCCCUAUGGAGUCCCUCCACUUUGAUAUCUUGCUCCAGAACUGGCCCAUCGCGCCCGACGGCUACCUCCCCAACUCCAUCAUCCGCAGCUGGAUGCCUGGCCAGGAGCUACCCAAGCCCCAGGGGCCCAAGGACAUCCUCGCCCUAGGAAGAACCUUCCCGCUGGAGGACGAGGAACCAGAAACGGAGGUCACUGUCAUCAUGGCUACAGCCAAACCUGCCCGGCUCCGCAAGCCCGUCCCUCCAACGCCAUCUCCCGACUCCUCCCUGGAGGAUGUGCCCCAAGAGGACGACAGCUACGACCUGCUGAAGAGCAUUGCAGAGAGCCCAUGGUUGAUAGCGAAGCCUAAUGUAGACCUGGCCAUGGUGAUGAAUGCCUUGCUGCGCACCAUGGAGGGGAUGGACUGCGUGGUGUAUGAUAAGUGUAUGGAGGCCUUGCACAGGCUUUUCAAGGCAUACCCCAUUCCGCCCGAGAUCAUAGAUAAACUCUCCAUGACCCUGUUCAAGCACAUGCAGAAUGGGAACCCCCUCUGGAAACGCCUGCAGGCCAUGAAGAACCUGGCCAAUCUGGAACUGUUACAGGACAAGGACCUUUUCAAAUUGGCAGAGGUUCUCUUGGACGAGGUAGUUGACCUGAGGAACAUGGCAAGGGAUAUCCUGUCCCGGUUCUUCCACAUAGACAACCAGACUGCCCUGUUCCCUAGACUGCAGUUGGACACUGGACACAGACUUCUCAAUCAACUGAAGAGGACACUGACAGAGGAGCUGGAUCUGAAACCAGUCACCCUUCCGAUACCCAGAAAACUCUCCAUAGUGCAGAUUGAGCCCAAGAAAGUUUCUCUCGUUCAGCUGAUUGCCCCCCCGGCACCUUCUUCAGACAGCCUAAAGCAAGCCCCCUCAGACUGCAAAGUGGGGAUCCCCGACUUGCCCCUGACUUGGCCUACGCAGAAGCCCCGACCAGCCCCCGAGCCCUGCAAGCCCUGCAAGCCCUGCAAGCCCAGCCCACCAUGUGACGACCACCCUCAACACCAACCAACCCCCCCACGCAAACACAAGAAGUUCCGCAAGUUCACCCUGUCCACUGUCAGGAAGUCUGCCGUCGCAGAAAUCCAGGAAGUGGAUGAAGACCUGACCCUCAUUGAGGUCUACAGGACAACUAAGAUCCACGGGGGUGUUAAGAUGUCCCGCCCCUGCAUGCCUCCCUCUGCAGCCUCCAGUUCCAGGAAUUUACGCCUGGAACCUAUCAAGGGCCAGAGAGACCCCAACUGGAGACAGAGCCUCAACAAGCUUGUCUCUCUUUACGGCUUCCGCUCCCUGCGUGCAUCUCGCCUGGUUCCCCUGGGGCCCCUGGCAGUCCCCGGCGUGUCCCAGUACCUUCCCUGCUCCCUGCCUCCUCUCCAGAGCUGGUCGGCCAUUCAGGUUGCCCUGGGCCAGAGGGUGGUGCAGAGGGUCCAAGUGAGCACACCAUCAGGACGAAAGCCUCCCUCCCAGUUCCACCACGGUGUGCCACUUCCCUGGCAGCUUAAUAGCCACACCCUGGACCCCUCUGGGGAGAGCCAGUAUGGCAGGCUGGAAGUGGACUGGGUCAGGGGGCCCCUGAAAGUGCUACCGAGAAGCCAAGAGGAGAAGCUGAGGCUGCCUCCGAUCAGCUCCAAGUAUCACCCUACAUGAACACCAGAGGGCAGUA
This is a messenger RNA of Hypomesus transpacificus, 3058 nucleotides long. Its product is annotated as WD repeat-containing protein 87-like. NCBI's taxonomy places the organism in Eukaryota, Metazoa, Chordata, Actinopteri, Osmeriformes, Osmeridae. The record is from RefSeq and is a predicted model, not a curated record. The transcript is spliced from 7 exons. Gene Ontology annotation, molecular function: protein binding. The coding region runs from base 1 to 3042 and encodes 1013 amino acids.